Molecule: messenger RNA, 2342 nt
Organism: Serpula lacrymans var. lacrymans S7.9
Lineage: Eukaryota; Fungi; Basidiomycota; Agaricomycetes; Boletales; Serpulaceae
Exons: 9
Coding region: 97-2238 (713 amino acids)
Biological process (GO): mRNA cis splicing, via spliceosome; peptidyl-threonine phosphorylation; peptidyl-serine phosphorylation
Molecular function (GO): ATP binding; protein serine/threonine kinase activity
Source: RefSeq, a predicted model, not a curated record
CAAUUUUCUGACUGACUAGCUUUGUUAUACUCAAACAUUUUUCCAUUUUCCUUCUCAUCGUGCGGUGCUCCGUAAACCAAAUUUUAUUCGAAAGAGAUGACUAAUUUGUCCGCAGGAUCAAAGCGGGUUUGGGAUGGAUACGACAGCGAGUCUCGUAAGAGGCCUCGGGAUAGGGAAGAACCCAGGGAUUGGCGAGAUGUACACUUGAAGUCACCGCGAAGAAAGACUGAGAGUAGGAGGGACAGCACUGAUAGGCGUGAUUCGGGGCAUGGACGACCAAGAGACUACGAUCAGAGAAAAUAUGGCGACAACAACAGAGAAAAGGACAAACGGGACGACCGAGAACGAGAUAGCCGCUCUAGAAGAGAUCAUGAAUCAAAAGACGACCGUCGCAAGCGCAGCUCACCAUCUACCCGUGAUCGACGAUCUCCCACUUCCAGCAACGGGCAUGCUCAUCAGGCGAUACAGGACUCUGAAAAAGAGGAAGGCGAGAUUUCACCGCGAUCAAGUCCGCAUUCUGUACCGCCCGCAAGCAUUCCAUCACCAACCCCUCAGCUUUCACCUAGACCUGAGCCUGCGAUAGAAAUGGAACUAGAUUUACAUGUGUCGCCUCCGCCUGUAGAAGCUGCACUUGCAGCACGUCGUGCAAGACGGCAAGCCAUUCUCGCAAAACAUGGCAUCGCCGGCGUGGAGCAGAGCGCCAGUCCCACCCCUGGACCUAGUAGUGCGGUCCAGCCGCCUAAGCCUGUUACAUCUAUAUCUAAUACAAUAUCUCAGACCCACAGCGUAUCCGAUAUUCCUGGAGUCUCGGGAAUCAAUUCUGUGAAAUCCAAAGAUGGCUUAUCUUUUAAACGAGAUUCUGCUUCUGCUUCACCCACUCCUGCUGCCUUCGAGCUAGCUAAAGAUGGUGAGGAGGAAGACGUACGAGCAAAGGUCCAAGCUCAAGAUGGCACUGCGGAGCAAAUAUCUGCCGCUGACUAUGAUCCAAGUUUGGAUCGUCGUGAAGACGAACAAAGGCGAGUUCUCAAGGAUGAGCCUAUCGCUGUUGACGCCGAAAUCAUCGAAGAAGAUGAGGAGGAAGAAGACGAUGUUGAUGAUAUGUUUGCAGUCGCUGCCACCGACAAGAAGGAGAAGAAGACGAAGAAAGUCCAGAAAGUUGUUAAGCCUAUUGUUCCUGCUUUGAUCACGACGACAUUGGAUUCUGCUGCGGAUCCAGAGGGCUAUUACCAAGUAAUCCUCGGUGAGCAACUUGACGGCCGCUAUCAGGUCUUUUCUUCUCUUGGUAAAGGGAUGUUCGCGAAUGUGGUUCGCGCUCGAGUUAUACAGUCGGAAGUUGGUGAAGCUGGAAAAGAAGUGGCGAUCAAAAUUGUGAGAUGUCAAGAAUCAAUGUAUCGAGCAGGGCUGAAGGAGGUACAAAUUCUCCAUAAACUUAAACAAGCAGAUCCAGAAGAUAAGAAACAUAUUGUCCGCCUUGAAAGAACAUUCGAACACAGAGGACAUCUGUGUAUGGUUUUCGAAUCCCUGAGUAUGAAUCUUCGAGACGUAGUAAAAAGGUUUGGAAAGGACGUAGGCCUCAACAUCAAAGCUGUACGGGCUUAUACUCACCAAUUGUUCUUGGCCUUGAGCUUGCUUAAGAAGGCGAACAUCAUGCAUGCGGAUAUCAAACCCGAUAAUAUUCUGGUUAAUGAACAGAAAACCGUUAUCAAAUUAUGUGAUCUUGGCUCCGCUUCCGAUGCCUCCGAGAACGACAUCACCCCUUACCUCGUGAGCCGUUUCUAUCGAGCGCCAGAAAUUAUACUUGGUGUGCCUUACGACCCAUCACUCGAUAUAUGGUCGAUUGGAUGCACCCUAUAUGAACUUUACACAGGCAGAAUUCUUUUCCCUGGCAGGUCCAACAAUCAAAUGCUCCUGCUCAUGAUGGAACUGAAAGGGAGGUUCAACUCAAAGAUGAUUAAGAAAGCCAAGUUUGGUGAUAUGUAUUUUGAUGAGAUGGGUGGCUUCGAUAGCGUCGAAAAAGAUCGUGUGACUGGAUCUGAUGUCGUUCGCAAAGUUCACAUCUCCAAGCCUAGCCGGGACCUGCGUUCCCGGUUGAUGCCCCCAGCAUCAGUGAAGCUCAAAGACGAUGAAAGCAAGCUACUCGCUUCCUUCAUUGAUUUGUUAGAUAAGUGCCUUGCUCUGGAUCCUGCACGGAGAAUCACACCCAGAGAAGCAUUGGUGCAUCCUUUUAUAAGAGGCUAGUUGUUCUUAUCGCUGAACCAUUGUAUUAUUUUCCCGUAGCAUCCGUGUAGAUAUAUAUAUAUCGAUGUACUUACGGCCCCGAACAUUUUAUCUCCACGCUUUUU